AUGGCUUUGAAUCCCGGUCUUAAAUUCUUCAAAGACGGCAAUUGGGCGGAGAUUCCACCCUCCAAGAACAAUGCCAUUUUUGUUAACACAAGUGAUCAAGUGGAAGUGGUCAUGCCUGACAAGAAUGGAAGCAGAAUCUCCAUUGCCACCUUUUAUAACCCAAUUGGAGAUGCCAUUAUUUCCCCGGCUCCUAAACUCUUAUACCCAAGCAAUUUCCAUUUUGGGGACUAUUUGAAGCUUUAUGGCAGCACCAAGUUAGGUGAAAAGGAUCCUCGAUUUGAAUCCAUGAAGAAAAUGACCAAUGGACACAAAAAUCUUCUAGCUUAA
Messenger RNA from Gastrolobium bilobum, 327 nucleotides. Its product is annotated as 1-aminocyclopropane-1-carboxylate oxidase 1-like. The record is from RefSeq and is a predicted model, not a curated record. Bases 1 to 327 code for a protein of 108 amino acids. The transcript has 2 exons. NCBI's taxonomy places the organism in Eukaryota, Viridiplantae, Streptophyta, Magnoliopsida, Fabales, Fabaceae.